This is a messenger RNA of Ichthyophthirius multifiliis, 747 nucleotides long. RefSeq lists its product as hypothetical. Gene Ontology annotation, molecular function: protein binding. The transcript has 2 exons. The record is from RefSeq and is a predicted model, not a curated record. NCBI's taxonomy places the organism in Eukaryota, Ciliophora, Oligohymenophorea, Hymenostomatida.
AUGGAUCCAAAUUCAAUAUAUAAAAAUAAUUUCUAAAAUCCAUAAUAAUAAUAAACUCCAAAGGAUUAAUAGUUUUAAUAUUUUCCAAAUAUUGUAAGCUUAAAAAAUUAAGGAUCUAAAAAAUUCAGCGAAGAAGAUUAUGAUGGGGCAUCUAAAUAUUAUUUAUAGGCCAUACUAGAAAUCGAAGAAAGCAAAUUAAAUAAUUAAUAAGGUUUAAAAUAAUAAGAACUUUAAUAAUUGGAAAUUAUGUGUAGAAAUAAUUAUUGCACUGUAAAGGCUAAAUAAUAAGAUUUCCAUUCGGUUAUUAUUCAUGCUAGUUCGAUUCUUGGAAUUGAACCUGAAAAUUUAAAAGCCAAUUUCAGAUUAGGUCAAGCUCAUUUUAAUUUGGGAAAAUUCGAAAAAGCUCUUCCCUUUUUAACGAAAGCUAAAAAUGCUAGUCCGGAGGAUAAAUCAAAAUAAUUAUUUUUUUUAUAUAUAGUAAAAGAUACAUGGAGUGCAUGUUAUGAAAAAUGUUAAAAGAAAGAAAAUAAUUAAUAAUAAGAAAAAAAAGAAGAAAAAAAUUUUUAAGAAAAUACAAAAAAAAAGAAAACAUUUAAUAAAAAGAAGAAUAAAAACAAGAUUUUUAAAUAAAAGAAGAAUAUAUAUAAGAAAAAAAUAGAAAAAAUUCAAAUAAUGAAACAGAAGAAGAAAUAGAAUUAAGAAAUAUUUAAGAAAAAAUAAAAGAAUUAUAAUAAAAAGAAUAAAUGA